Messenger RNA from Saccoglossus kowalevskii, 2343 nucleotides. Its product is annotated as DDB1- and CUL4-associated factor 15-like. Lineage: Eukaryota; Metazoa; Hemichordata; Enteropneusta; Harrimaniidae. Gene Ontology annotation, biological process: protein ubiquitination. Gene Ontology annotation, cellular component: Cul4-RING E3 ubiquitin ligase complex. The record is from RefSeq and is a predicted model, not a curated record.
AUGGCGGCAAGUACAACAUUGUGGAGGUCGCAUUCUCGUAAAACGACAACUUCUGGUCAAAAAUAUAAGGGGAGUUACAAUGUUGUGAGCAGGCUACAUACAAGAGAGGUACAUGGUUCACUACAGUCAACAAAGUAUAAUUUUCCAGCUCCUAGAUCUGUCUUUGGUAAGAUUCCAGGACGACUGUGCAUUCCUCUUAAAUACAUUGUUGAUGCAGAAACACUGAUUGAUGAGGGACAUGUGUUUCUAGGCUUUACUAAAGAUGGUCAGUUUAUUUUGUCCUAUACGCUACGAGUUGAAGCUAACGAACACACCGCGUUACCUGUCUAUGUCUACAGAUUAUAUUGGUGGUUAUUUAAAUAUUACCAACCGAUGGUUAAGGUGUCUGAAGUUAGAUUGUUUGGCGAAGAAGAGAUACAGGAUGAUCUGUAUAUAGCAGUGUGUAGCUGGCCAACCGAUGCUUCCAAAGUCUUUGUCUAUGGCAGUUGUCCUUCAGGAGGUAACUGUGAUGAGAAGAGACAGUGCUAUGUUACAAUCACAGCUGUACCUCCAACUUCACCAUGUAAAGAAUGUAUAAACUUUCAAACUGCCAUGAAGAGUCAAAAUAACAACAUUUACAAUGAUGAAAUAUUUGACAGUGAUACCCGGCCAUCAAGAUGUCUGAAACACGGCUUUGUUGUUCAUACCAAAUAUGAACUUUCGCCGCCAUUUCCUCUGUUUGCACCAAAAUACAGUCUAAAGCGAGAUGGACUAGCUGUCAUCAACACUGGAUACUCUCUCAUUGCUCUGGGUGUAAAAGUAUACUGUGGUAGUGCUGCUACCAGUACACAGAGUAGUCUGUACUCUACAAAUAACACUGCAACAAAUACACAGACCUCUACUGACAGUGAAAAACACUCCUUCAGUUCACAGGGUUAUAUAAGCAGUCCAGAAGCUACGCUGCAUGGACUGAAAAGUUAUCAAGACCGUCUUUCUACAAUUGUGCAAGGUGUUAGAAAUACUGCUGUCGGUAUGGAACAGUGGGAUGCAAACACCGGUGCUUUUGUAACUAUGCAAGCUUGUCAAGAUACGCACACUGCUAAAGAACAGCCUUCAUUAAGCGGCCUUCCAAUUUUAAGUCAGUCUCAGGAAUCUACUUACAAUCAGGAGUACAGUAUUUCCACGAGUGAUACCAAAGCCACCUCACACAGCCUUUUUGAUGCUAAAGAUUGUAUGCAGAGUACAUGUGCUAAUCGAGGUUUCAAAAGAAAUGACAAUAAUAUUGCUCAGAUGACAUGCAAAGUGACAGAGGAAGGAGAGAAAAAGAUGGUACAGAUACAUAGUGAUCUUGUCAAUGAGGAAACCUCUGAUGCGCAUUUGAAUGAAAAUGAAGAGAUUUUCAGUAGUUUGUUGACUGAGGUGAAAUAUUCUAUGGUGGCAUCCACAUCUCAGGGCUCCCAAAUUGAUGACAGUGAUGCUACAAACUUAUCCUCAAUCAGUGAUAAAGAGGAGGUUUUCAAUCAGGCGAUGGAAAACUCGCCACGGGUGUCGCUUCAUGAUGACGAUGAGGGUACUGUUGAAAAAGAAAACACAAAUGCUAAUAAGUAUCGCAAAUCAUCAAGAAAACGGAAAAAUGAACAAGUCAGAAACAGGGUGACCGUAGCAAGAAAGUUUGCCACUGUCAUAUGCAGUCAGGGCAGUGAUCUUGGAGACUUUGACCUGACUUCUCCUAAUUUGUGUUCCCAAGAUGAUUCAAGGAAUUUAUUAUGUGACAGUUGGAACCACAAAACCCAUGACAAAACUGAUCAAAAGUCUAUGAAGAGCAUGCCAGAAGGGAUUCCAGUAGAAAGAGAGUGUGUUUUAGGGGAGGACAAUUUUGGCUGUGAGAUUGACCAGAGUUGUCCCAUACAUGGUGCUACUACAAUUAAUUUAUCAUGGAGUAUUAACAGUGUUAGCGAUCUAGAGAAAUGUACUUGUCAACAGAGAGGUUUUAAUUACUCUGUACGCAGAUAUGUAGAUUGUGUACCAGAAACUGAUUCACCACUUGACAUUGAAGAUGAGUUUCAUAGUAUGUUACCAUUGGAGGUUCACGGUGCUAAUCACUCACUGAUGACAAGGACUAGAAGAUCACCGGAUAUUCAGGGGCAGUACAUUGAAGUGAAACAACUCACAAUGGAUGCAGAACAAUACAUCAGUGAGACAGUCAGAUCACAUGCAAAAUGGAAAGAUAGAUAUUUGGAUUUCACUGAUUAUGAUAUGCAAAUUCUUGAUGUAAGUAUUGAGCUAGUUGCACUACACCAAGCUUUUCCCAGAUCUACUUCUCUAAUUCUAUUCAAAAUCCAGAUUUGCAACUGCCCGAUGUAG